Molecule: messenger RNA, 546 nt
Organism: Penicillium paradoxum
Lineage: Eukaryota; Fungi; Ascomycota; Eurotiomycetes; Eurotiales; Aspergillaceae
Product: DUF1770 domain-containing protein
Exons: 3
Coding region: 1-546 (181 amino acids)
Biological process (GO): mitophagy
Molecular function (GO): mitochondrion autophagosome adaptor activity
Source: RefSeq, a predicted model, not a curated record
AUGGCCGGUCAUGCAAUGGAGAUCCCACAGAUUAUUCAAUCUGCGAGUAUCAAUUAUAACCCAGAUCCAGCUCAUGAUAUCAACCCAACCACGGCAGCUUCAGAGAAACAACCCGCCGUGGUAGGCCCAGACUCCGACAUCAACAGCAUUGCCUCCGACAUUGUUGAUCCAAGCCGAUUUAUUCGACCAGUCCACCGGCGUCAGAACCUCCCUCCUCUCCCGGAUUUGCGCUUUGAGCAAAGCUAUCUGGCCAGCAUUAGGGAUGCUGACACUUGGGGACGAGUGGCGUGGAUCACUACUAGGGAUCAGGUACUCCUCCCUUUGAUCCAAGGAACUGUCUGGACACUUGCGCUCUCGGGCUGGCGCUUCUGGAACCGCAAUGCCUCGGUCAGCGGCCACACCCUCGGCAGUCGCAUUCGCAGAUGGUGGUAUGAAGUCAACAACUGGCAUUUGCCACAAGUUGGCUCAACGAGAAACCCUCAGCUGGCGUCGCAGGUCGAAGAUGCUCUGACUGAGGUCGUUUCUGUGGUGGAUGCUGCGUGCUGA